This is a messenger RNA of Vespa velutina, 808 nucleotides long. Its product is annotated as innexin inx2-like. Gene Ontology annotation, biological process: phototransduction. Gene Ontology annotation, cellular component: gap junction; plasma membrane. Gene Ontology annotation, molecular function: gap junction channel activity. The transcript is spliced from 4 exons. The coding region runs from base 1 to 789 and encodes 262 amino acids. Lineage: Eukaryota; Metazoa; Arthropoda; Insecta; Hymenoptera; Vespidae. The record is from RefSeq and is a predicted model, not a curated record.
AUGAAACGUCAGAAGCAAAAGGUUUGCUUUAUUCUCGGCUUACAAGCGAUUCUCUUUUACGUGCCCCGAGCGUUAUGGGGAAUAUGGGAAAGGGAUACCGUCACUUUGCUCGCGAGGGACCUUUCCACUUCGUUUCUGGAUCGAGAUGCUUGGACCGAGAAUAGAAAGCGUCAAUUAGUCGACUAUUUCAUUGAGGGUGAACUCCGAAUGACGCACAAUUUCUACGCUCUACGUUAUUUCCUCUGCGAAGUUUUCAAUUUUCUCAAUACGAUAGGACAAUUAUAUCUCUUGGAUCUAUUCUUCGAGGGUGAAUUUAGACAUUACGGAGUUGCGGUUUUAACAUUUCCUAAGGAAAAACAAUAUCAUCAUAGUAUAGAUCCGAUGACUCGACUCUUUCCCAAGGUCACCAAGUGCACGAUGCACACCUUCGGUUCGGCCGGCUCGAUGCAAAUUCAUGACGCUCUUUGCGUUCUAUCGUUGAACGUUAUGAACGAAAAAGUCUUCUUCUUUAUUUGGUUCUGGCUGAUAUUUCUAAUGAUUCUCGGCUUUCUUGCUCUUUUUUAUAGGAUCAUUGUUUUCUCUCAACCGAGGAUAAGAGUCUAUCUUUUGCGAGCUUCGAUGAGGACCCUUGCGCAUGCCAAAGCAAAUACCAUAGUUCGAGUGCUUACUUUUGGCGAUUGCUUUCUCCUCCAUCGACUAGCACAGAACGUGAGCCCGAUCAUAUACAGGGAGCUAAUCGAUGAGUUGGCAAUCAGCCUAUCGACGAAGUAUUUCAAAGAAUUAGUCUAAUUCUACGAAUUUAUCUAUU